CUGAUGUCGACUACAGGUUACUAUUUUUCUCUUUUGCUACUCAUGUGUUAACGCUAAAUACAAGAAAUGGCAACGCAAAAAUAAUAAUAAUAAUAAUAAAUAAUGCUACCCUGCAUAUAGUCAUCCCCACUAGAAGUCGGUCUGCAGCGCCGCUCAUUCAUCGUUCUUCUCUCUUGCGGGGCGACUUCGCACUCCAUUCUCUCCUCUUUCUCUUUCCCUCUUCUUCUCCCUCAUUUCCUUCUUUUGACCAGCCUUUCCCUCUUCUUCAACCUCAUUUUACAUGACCCAAAGUCUUCUACCUCCCUUCUCGUGCAUAUUCUGCUACUACUUCGCGCAGAGGGGCUCUUGUCGACCAUGCUCGCAACCUCCAUGACCCCGCAACAGCCUUCCACCAACAUGGCCUGCAGUUUGGCCCCAACGACUAACAACCGGCCGACCAUCACUUCCCGACCGAAACUCACCCUUCAGACAUCAUCCCUGCCUUUGACCUUUGGCACUUCCUCCACGGGCCUGUCCCUCUCGCUGGUGGCCGGCUCGACUGCGUCGCCCACCGUCCGCAACACGUUCAAGAAUGCCUACGAUGUGACUGCGCCCGUCUCGGCCACUUCCUCCCCCUCUUCGAAAUAUCCUAGUCAUCGGUUCAGCAAGCCUUCCUCGCCUUACACCACUCACAACCCAUAUCAACUACCUAUGGGAGUGCGCAGCAUCCUGCGCAACUCGCCGCUAGAGCCAAGCUGCCGUCGCAGAUCCACCCCUGCGGCUACCAACGGGUCGAACGGCGCUCCAGCCACGCGCCGGGUGUUCUUUCCGGCCAAAAAGCAAGUCAGCUACCGCUAUCCGCUCGAAGAGGAAAUUCAGAACGUUCAUUACACUGCGCGCCACUCAGAUCUUCAUGAAAUGAACGAAGAGCACCCGAAACAAAGCACAUCGAGCGAGGAGUCCGAUUCCGCCUCAAGCAACUCAUCAUCAUCAUCAUCCGACACAAACUCCUCCGAUGAGGAGCCCCAGACCAGGUCCAAGCAAGACCUACUGUCGCCUGUGGAACGAAAGAAGAGAAAGCAUCAAAAAGCCGAGCGGCAGGUCCGCGCGGUCGCAUUGCGAGAGAAACUGGAGGACAUGACACCGCAGACGCCGGUCCGCAAACGUGCCAAGCGGCGUUGCGAAUGGCGCUGGACCUUGGGCCCGUUGCAGAACCGGGACGGUCUAUUACCUCCGGUCCAGGAAGAGCGGACAACAUCAUCGGGAUCUGACUCAAGUUCCUCCGACCGUGAAUCCCAAACGUCCUCCGCGGGUUCAUCCCCACUGCUCAGUGCCACCCCCUCGCACGCCCAAUCCAGUCCCAGCUCGUCUGUCGCAUUUGAGCUGGAAACGAACGAGUCCAUGAAGAACACGACGCACGAAACGCAACGCCCGAAUCCCGAAUUCUCACGAUAACCCCAUGGUGAUGAACCACGACUACUACCUUGAUGACUUGCGCUUUCAUUCACGACUCAUGCAUAUAGACGGCAGACGAACCUAUUCAUCUCAUUUGCAUCAGGCCUCUCCAAACAGAGGCUAUUUUUUUUUUCUUAUUCAACCAUGGAAGAUGGAGAUCAUUGUCUCACCUUGGAUUGUCUGAGACAUUCCAGGCGUAGCGGCGAUGAUGUCAUCCUCAGACCGCCAUCUUUUAUGACUUUCUAUAUAUAUAAUUUUCUAUCUAUUUCUAAUACAUACGAGCAUCCACACAUCCACACAUGCAUGCAUGCCAUG
This is a messenger RNA of Aspergillus homomorphus CBS 101889, 1749 nucleotides long. RefSeq lists its product as uncharacterized. The record is from RefSeq and is a predicted model, not a curated record. Lineage: Eukaryota; Fungi; Ascomycota; Eurotiomycetes; Eurotiales; Aspergillaceae. The coding region runs from base 355 to 1434 and encodes 359 amino acids. The transcript has a single exon.